GUUGUGUUCACCGUUCAUCCAACUGGCUUCAAGGAUUUCCUUAGUGGCCUUCGCCAAAGUGCGACCCAAGUUUCUCUGCACAAAGAACAGCGAUCAGUCAAAGAAAUCAAGCGGUCGCAAUCCCAUUUGAACAACAAAGAUGCCUACCUUUAAGUUCAAACUCCGCCGCUCUAAGGACAAAGGCAAAGAAGUGAAGAGCGAGUCCGUGUCGGAAGCAGACGACAGUCUUGGAAGUACGUCUAAUGUUGCCAAGAUGGUCAAAAGUCUGAAGAGCCCAAAUCCCAAGAGCAUCAGCCUGCAGCCUCGACGUUAUAGUCAUACUGGUGUGGUGCAGUCAUUAAAAGCAGCAACAGAUACCAAUGACAAGCAGACGUCCCCUGCGGUCCGGAAGUCUUCAUCUUGUUCCGGUUUAACUGGCGUUGAAGGAAGCCGGGAACGGCGUCUGUCUGACAUCGCACAGCUGGAUACGUAUAUCAAGUACAUGCGAAAAAACGCUGACGACGACAGUCUGCCUUGCCUUCCCAACCGGCUGUGUUGCGCACAAGUCCUGCGUCAAGUGCUGAUGCAACAGGAGCGCCAAUACGUCAGUGACCUGCUGCACGGGAAGCUGGCAGGCAGACGAACCUCGCUUCCCGCCACCACUACGUCAGAACGGUCUUCCGCCGCCGCCGUGGCCACCACCACCACCACCCGCAGACAAUCCCUACAAGUGAAUACUACGACGACGUCAAACUGGUCAUCAACUAUCGACCGUAAGCGAUCGCAAGUGGACGCCUUUACGCCAAACUUUCAGAGGAAACUGCUGCUAGGGCGUCACUCGCAGUCGCUCUGUCACGUGCCCCAACAACACAAAGCGCGGUAUCUGCAACGCCCUAAGGAAACGAACCGCGACUACCGCGCUCGGGUCUUUAGUAGCAACACUUCACUUCUAGGAAGUAAUCUCCCGGAUGUGAUCGCGGAGGACUGUAGUAAUGACGCUCGCGAGGAUUCAUAUUCAAAAGUUCGGCCUGCCGCCUUGCCCAUGGCUCGGGAAUCAGGACAGCUCUCCUGUGGGGAGGAAUCUCACGAGGAAGAAGAAGCUCAUAACCACACUUUCCAAGAUGACGAUUACUACGGUGACUCUGACCGCGCGGAAAAUUGGAUGAAUAACUGCCGACAAGAGUCAUCCUCGGGGAGACAACACUCCAAUGCCCUGUACCUCCAGAAUCUAGAAAUUUACUAAAUGUACAAUGGCUUGUCAAAAUGAGACUUCAGUCGUUGAGAAUAAAGUUCACAAAGGAGAGAUAAAUCCCAAACUCACAAUUGACUUUCAAUAACUAGGCUAAGGAAAACUUGACGGACGAGAUAAAGACCUCUCUAAAAAUAUUUUGAUACAUAUGUAUAUUUCUCGGGUUGCAAAUGGAAUUUUGUUAAUAAGCACAAUAAUGAAAAAAAAAUUAAAUCAUAGCGGAGAAAUGUAACGUUUGAGGUAAAUUCAAAGUGAACAUGCGACCAACUUUUCAACUAUUAAAGUUUCAUUUUGUCAAGUUGUACGACAUGUGAAAGUGGAAGCGUAGAAUAAGCUUUCCGGGCGUAUAUCCAGUGUCUUUCAUCAACUACCCUGAACAGGUUAACCAAAAUUGAUAUGAAUGAAUGUAGCAUAAUUUCUUUCUUUGAUUUUAUGAGUUCUAAGUUUUAGUGUUUUGAUAUUACUUUGUUUUUCAUUUUCAGCGUAAAACUAAUAAUACAAUCAUCGUGAAUUCCUUUGAAAAGCGACAUGCAUUCAAGAGAUCAAAUGUGGCGCUUAUUGUGUAGUUUGAACUGAAGCUUUUACAGCCUCGUCUUGAUUUUAUAAUUCCCACGGCAGCAAAACAUUUUUGCACAAAUCUUUUAGUUUUUAGCUUUACCUUUUCAACUCAUUUACACCACAUAACAUCCUUUUUCUUUUAAAAGUAAAGGCACUCGCCAUAAUCCAUCUCAGCAUCAGUGUACUGAGAGAUGAGAGCAGACGUUUGCAAUAUAUUAUAUAUGGACAGAAGUUUCAUCCUUUCUUGAAACGCCACAUUGCUCUUACAGAAACAUUUUAAUUUUUUUCUACUGCGAUUUAUGCAAUGACUGUUUACUUUUAGACCACUUUUGAAUGUCUAUUUAUACUAAUGAUUAGUAAGUUCCCAAAAAUAACCACCAAAAUUUAAAAAAAAAAAAAUUACAAAAGCAAAAACAAACACCAAAAAAAUUUGAAAAAAAUGUCUGUCAUAUAUAUAUAUUAUAAUGUGUGUGUACAGCUGCGUACAUUUUUGAGAGAACAAGUGUUUCGUGAAUGUUUCGAUGUGUUUUCGUGUCGCAAUAAAGUGUUCAAACUAAAUAUA
Aplysia californica (California sea hare) is the source of this 2348-nucleotide messenger RNA. RefSeq lists its product as uncharacterized. The record is from RefSeq and is a predicted model, not a curated record. NCBI's taxonomy places the organism in Eukaryota, Metazoa, Mollusca, Gastropoda, Aplysiida, Aplysiidae.